UCACGUCACGGGGCCAAGGCGAGUCAAGAGAGGAGCAUUGAAAGAGACUGCGUUGCGACCGUGAGGUGUGCAUUGAGUCAGCAUCCAAGAAGCAGCACGCAUCCGCAGUAUACAUUGCUCCGCGUGACAGCACCUGCUCCCGUUCCGAGAGUGUCUGGCGCAGGUGACCCCCGAAACGGCACAGUACGUAGGGCGCUCGCGGUGUACCACCAUGAAGCCUCGGUAGUCCAUUCUCCAUACCAACAGCAUGGAUGGCGAGUCCUCAGCGCAAAGAGAGGCUCGCCUGCGUGAACUAUGGAAGCGGCUGGACGUCAAGCAUACUGGCACCCUCGACCUGCCCGCGCUCAAGGCCGGCCUACAGUCCAUCAACCACCCGCUCAAGGACGCCGAUACGCUGGUCCGUGAUAUGCUCACCGCCUGCGACAUCAACCACGAUGGCCGUAUAAGCUUCGAAGAGUUCAACCGCUUCUGCCAACAGACCGAGCGACAGCUGUGGAAUUUGUUCCAAAGCAUCGAUCGCGACCACGAUGGCAAUCUAGACAAGAGCGAGUUGUCACUGGCCUUCGAGCGGGCAGGCGUGGCAGUGAGCAAUGCGCGACUGGAUCGAUUCUUCAGCUACAUUGAUAAGAACCAUGACGGCAGCAUCGAUUACGGUGAAUGGCGCGACUUCCUGCUCUUCAUCCCUGCCUCCGCGCCCGGCUUAAAGGCCGUCUUCACAUAUUAUACAUCGACCGUCAAGCUUUCGUCUGAGGGUGAUGUGAAUCUGAGUGAUGAAGCGCUCUCGGGCCUUGGCUACUUCGUCGCCGGCGGUCUUAGUGGUAUCACUAGCAGAACCGCAACGGCCCCGCUCGACCGACUUAAAGUGUACCUGAUAGCGCAGACGGGCAACGCGCAGGAAGCAAUCCAGGCAGCCAAGAGUGGCGCCGCCGUCACCGCAACGAAGCAUGGCGUAGCCACAUUGUGGAAUGCUUGUAAGGAGCUUUGGGCGGCCGGUGGUAUUCGGAGUCUGUUCGCAGGCAACGGCCUGAACGUGAUAAAGGUCAUGCCCGAAUCCGGCGUCAAAUUCGGUUCGUACGAAGCCUGCAAGCGCGCCGUCGCGCAAUUCGAAGGUCACAACGACCCCAAACACAUCUCGCAAAUCUCCCAAUUCAUGUCCGGCGGCACGGCCGGCAUGGUGGCGCAAGCCGUCGUCUACCCGCUCGACACGCUCAAAUUCCGCAUGCAAUGCGAGACGGUGAAGGGAGGCGAGCACGGGAACCGGCUUAUCUGGCAUACCGCGGCCAAAAUGUGGAAAGCCAACGGCAUAGUAUCCUUCUAUCGCGGUCUGCCCAUGGGCCUCGUGGGUAUGUUCCCGUACGCGGCCAUCGACCUCUUCACGUUCGAGUCGUCCAAAAAGUAUAUGGUGAAGCGGAACAUGAAGUUGUACGGGUACAAGCACGAGGAAGAUGCUUUGCCAGGCAACUUCACGUUGGCAUUGAUGGGCGGAUUCAGUGGAGCGAUCGGCGCUAGCAUCGUGUACCCCAUCAACCUGCUGCGAACGAGGCUGCAGAGCCAGGGCACGGCAAUCCACCCGCGAACAUACACUGGUAUUGUCGAUGUAACGCGACAGACCCUGAAGGGAGAGGGUGUAAGGGGGCUGUUCAAGGGCUUGACUCCGAACCUGCUGAAGGUGGUACCCGCGGUCUCGAUCACCUACGUCGUUUACGAAAACUGCAAGAAAGCGAUGCACCUGCAUUAAGCAUCCUUCUACUCAAACCAAUACUCACCUGAUGGUACGACACAAUAGAUUGUAGCACUUUUAGGUUGCUUGAAACCAUUAGCGUGCGUGGGGAUGGCGUUAGGUGUGUUGCCGCCGUUUGCGCGGAAGAGCGCAGCUCUGGAGCAUCUUUGGGGUUGAUACCACUAUGUGAUCAAAGGGAAGGCGUUGCAUAGACUGAUGAAUGCGAUUUGAGCUUAACCUACGCCUUGAGCGCUGCCGACCUGCCUGUUUUAAUGGGUAGACAAAUGCCCCGGGCAAAUCCCUUUCCCUGGUGUGACACAUAUCAUUCACCAACGUACACUUCGCACCCUCG
This is a messenger RNA of Baudoinia panamericana UAMH 10762, 2072 nucleotides long. RefSeq lists its product as uncharacterized. Gene Ontology annotation, biological process: transmembrane transport. The record is from RefSeq and is a predicted model, not a curated record. The transcript has 5 exons. The coding region runs from base 248 to 1738 and encodes 496 amino acids. Gene Ontology annotation, molecular function: calcium ion binding; ATP transmembrane transporter activity. Lineage: Eukaryota; Fungi; Ascomycota; Dothideomycetes; Mycosphaerellales; Teratosphaeriaceae.